AUGGCGGCACAAGAUUUGAUUUGUGGAGGGGUUAGGCGCAGGAUUGGGGAUGGCAAAUCAACUUUGAUUUGGGACCAUCCAUGGUUGCAAGAUGUGAGUCAGCCGAAAAUAUUAACAGAAAAACCACCCCAAUUGGCACAGGCAAAGGUGAUGGGACUGAUGGAUCAACAUACAGGAACCUGGGAUCAGGAUAUUCUAACUGAUAUUUUUGACCCUGAGGAUGUAGAGCGAAUUUUAAAAAUACCUGUGUCACCAGAUUAUGAGGAUUUGUGGUAUUGGUAUGGGGAUCCAAAAGGAGAAUAUUCGGUUAAAAGUGGCUAUAGAACAAUAGUAGUGGCACUCUUAUAUUAUAUUUGGCGUGCAAGGAAUGGGGCUGUAUGGGAUGCGACCUUGCCCAGACCUCGGAAGAUAAUUGCAAUGGCAUCAUCAGCUGUGAACGCUUGGAAAGUAGCCCAUCCCGGUCUGCGUCCGCCGGCCACCUCCGCGGCAUCAAACAGCCGGACUGCUCCCGUGGUGGACACCCACACUGCUACGGCGGUCCCUUUGGCAACAACCAAUACUAUUGCUGUGCCGACUACACCACAGUUGCCAAUGCCGAACAUGGUACACCAAGCUACGCAAAACAUGAGGGAUCAAUGUUACUUCGAUGCGGCGUACGACCCCCAGAUAAACAAAGCAGCGAUGGGAGCCAUUAUUCUAAAUUGGCAAGGACAUUAUGUUUCGGCUAUGACUGCCCCUAUGAUAGACUGUUUUUCGCCCCUAAUGGCGGAGGCCUUUGCAUGCAAGGAAGUUUUGUCGUGGCUAAGAAGUCGCGAAAUAAAGUCUAUCGAGCUCUUCACGGAUUGUUUGGUGCUUCAACAAUAUUUAUCAUCUAUGACACACUCGUCAAGAUCGUACUUGGGUUAUGCCAUUGAUAGUUGCAGGACUAGUAUAUUAUCUUUUGAUUAUUGUUUACUUCAUUAUGUUCCUAGACUAGAUAAUUAUUUAGCUCAUACUCUAGCAUCUACUGCAAUUACUCAGUCAACUAGUAUGUACUCGGACUAUGAUCCACCAGCAUCUAUUUCAUAA
Messenger RNA from Ipomoea nil (Japanese morning glory), 1068 nucleotides. RefSeq lists its product as uncharacterized. Lineage: Eukaryota; Viridiplantae; Streptophyta; Magnoliopsida; Solanales; Convolvulaceae. The record is from RefSeq and is a predicted model, not a curated record. The transcript has 2 exons. The coding region runs from base 1 to 1068 and encodes 355 amino acids. Gene Ontology annotation, molecular function: RNA-DNA hybrid ribonuclease activity; nucleic acid binding.